AUGCGGCAGCAGCUGUCCCAUCCCAACAUCACCAGCCGAGCCCAAGAAGCAACCGAGCUCCUGCCAGAAGAUUUGCUGCAGAUCGAGCAGAGGAUCGAGCCAGCCAAGCGAGCAGCUCACAGCGUGUCCAAGAGGCUCCAAGCCUGCCUACAGGGACAAUGCGGCUCUGAAAUGGACAAGCGAGUGAAGAAGCUGCCCUUGAUGGCUCUGUCCACGACGAUGGCUGAGAGCUUCAAGGAACUGGACACAGAGUCGAGCCUUGGGAAAGCCCUGGAGAUGGGCUGCUGCAUACAGAGCUCGUUGGCCAAAAUCCUGGCUGAGUUCGAGAUUGCCUUGGAGCAUGACGUCCUGCAGCCGCUCAACAAGCUCAGCGAGGAGGAGCUUCCCAUCAUCCUGAAGCGCAAGAAGACCCUCCAGAAGUUGAUUUCUGACUGGAACACAAUCAAGAGCCGGUUGAACCAGGCUGCCAAGAGCUCCAGUAACAGUGUUGGCACUGGCGCUGUCCCAGGGGCAUCUUCUGCUGCCAACAAACUGGAGAUCUUGAAGGAAGAGGAGGAGGAGGUGAAGAGGAAGGUGGAGCAGUGCAAGGAUGAGUACAUGGCUGACCUCUACCACUUCUCAACCAAAGAGGACAGCUAUGCCAGCUACUUCAUCAGACUGCUGGAAAUCCAAGCCCAGUACCACCGGCAGUCCCUGGGAUCUCUGGACUCGGCUCUGGCGGAGCUGAAGGAAAGCCACAGCCAGAGAGAGCCCUCCCUUGCUGCAGACAGCCGGGUGGCAGGGUACUAUGGCGUACCCCUAGAGAUGCACCUCAGGAGCUUAGGCCGGGAGAUAGCGCUGCCCAUCGAAGCCUGCGUCAUGAUGCUGCUGGCCUCUGGCAUGAGGGAGGAGGGACUCUUCCGGCUGGCAGCAGGCGCCUCGGUGCUGAGGAAGCUGAAGAGCAGCUUGGCCAGCGGCUCCAAUGCCCUGGAGGAGUUUUACUCAGACCCCCACGCCGUGGCCGGUGCACUGAAAUCCUACCUGCGGGAGCUGCCCCAGCCUUUGAUGACCUUCGAGCUCUACAACGAAUGGGUCAAAGUGGGCAGCUUAAAGGACGUUGACAGCCGGGUACAGAGCCUGCAAGACACCUGCAGCCGCCUGCCCCGGGAGAGCUACAACAAUCUGAGAUAUCUGAUCAAGUUUUUAGCCAAGCUGGCCGAACACCAGGAGGUGAAUAAAAUGACCCCCAGCAACAUCGCCAUUGUGCUGGGCCCCAACCUGCUGUGGUCGCAGCAGAGCACAGGAGACCAGGUGCAGCUGGACUUGGCCUCAGUCUCCUCCAUCCAGGUGGUAGGCGUGGUGGAAGCCCUCAUCCAGAAUGCAGACACCCUCUUCCCUGGAGAGGUAGAUUUCAACGUCUCAGGCAUGUUCACACCACCUGCGAACAGUGGACUUCAUGAAGCCACACCGGUGGAAGAGCUGUCCCCUGAGCCCCCUCUGGCCAGCACCCCCACUCUUCCAGAUGGAGAGGUCACCUUGAGGGACCCCGAGGCCAGGUCCCAGCUGGCAUCCCCAGCAGUGACCAGACCAUCUCCCGAAGCCACAGGGCCACCAGCUCCGCAGACAACCAAUGACACCACCCACAAAG
This is a messenger RNA of Leptosomus discolor (cuckoo roller), 1627 nucleotides long. Lineage: Eukaryota; Metazoa; Chordata; Aves; Leptosomiformes; Leptosomidae. The record is from RefSeq and is a predicted model, not a curated record.